Kockovaella imperatae is the source of this 696-nucleotide messenger RNA. RefSeq lists its product as hypothetical. Gene Ontology annotation, biological process: protein deubiquitination. Lineage: Eukaryota; Fungi; Basidiomycota; Tremellomycetes; Tremellales; Cuniculitremaceae. The transcript is spliced from 6 exons. Gene Ontology annotation, molecular function: cysteine-type deubiquitinase activity. The coding region runs from base 1 to 696 and encodes 231 amino acids. The record is from RefSeq and is a predicted model, not a curated record.
AUGGGUGCGCCGCGCGGCAAGAAGAAGAGCUCCAAACAGCGUUUCGCUGAACGUCAGGCCCGAAAACAACACGCAUUCCUCAACUCGCUCCCACCCGUCGACCCCAGCUGGACCGCCAGUCUGCGUCAAGAAAGGGAUGACGAGAUACAGGUAAUUACGGAGGCCUGCGAUGUCCUCGGCAGGGAGAUUUACGAGAUCGCCCCUGAUGGUCACUGCAUGUUCAAUGCCAUUGCAGACCAGCUCCUGUGCUUGGGCAUGCUGAGUAAGGACAAGGCCGACGCCAAGCACAUGCGCCACGAAGCCUCCUCCUACAUGCUCAAACACCCUGACGACUUUAUGCCAUUCCUCCCGUCCAUCACAGGCGAAGACAGUGAAGAUGCCACUAGUCAUGACGGUUUGAUGACCUCGUCCGAGUUUAAGAAGUAUUGCAAGUUGGUUGCGGAGACUGGCGAAUGGGGCGGGGAGCCAGAGAUUCAAGCGCUCUCUCGUCGGUUCGAGAUCCCCGUGCAUGUCGUCCAGCGUGGUCCACCUACCAUAGUGUCCCACGGCGGCAACGACGACAGCUUUGGCGGCGCACUGACAGCUGAGAAGAGUGCUGCUCAAGGCGAUCGAGUGAUCCGGAUCAGCUAUCAUCGGCGGAUGUACGGUUUGGGAGAGCACUACAAUUCGCUUCGCAAGACCGAACCUGUAGCAUAG